Melampsora larici-populina 98AG31 is the source of this 1380-nucleotide messenger RNA. RefSeq lists its product as uncharacterized. The record is from RefSeq and is a predicted model, not a curated record. NCBI's taxonomy places the organism in Eukaryota, Fungi, Basidiomycota, Pucciniomycetes, Pucciniales, Melampsoraceae. Bases 1 to 1380 code for a protein of 459 amino acids. The transcript is spliced from 2 exons.
AUGUCUAGCAGAGAAGAUACCUCUGAAGAUAGCUUACUACCUACACCAGCUUCCACCCCAGCUCCAGAAAACGAGUUUGAAGAAACAGACGCCGAAAGUGAUACAGAAGGCAACAACAAAGAUACAUCUUCAGAAUCUUUCCAUUCCACCCACACUUUAGUCCCAAACAAUCCUUCUCCCGCGUUAAUCAUGGCCAAUAAUCAGGCUACCAAUUACGAGACUCCUGCUCAGCGCCAGUCGAUCAGAGUUAAUGGUAUUCUUUCCAAAAUUACCAUCAACAUAAAGCUUGAUGCUACCAAUUACGCACCUUGGUCCGACAGUAUUCGAUUCGGGCUAGGAGCUGCAGCAUCAUACGAUGAAUACCUCGACUCGGAAUCAGCUCAUUCUGAUGGUGUUGAUCCCAGCGUGCACCUAGCUACCAAGAAGAGCAUAUUUCAUUGGUUACUCGCCAAUAUGGAACAGACUCAGUCCACUCGGUUCAUCUCGAUGAUAUCCACUUUCGAAAACGGUGUCAAGAAAACCCCAACAUCUCCAAUGAUACUUUGGAAGUCCAUUCGCGAUUAUCACAUCAGUAACUCUGAAUCAGUCAAGCUUAUGUUAAGAAGCGAAAUCACCGACCUUUCCCAAGGAUCGACCAAAGACCUACUCGAGUACAUUGACAUGUUUCGAGCUAAGGUUGAUGCUUACUUGGGUGCAAACGGUGAAAUGUCUGAGGAAGAGCAAGCUCGUCAAUUCGUUAGAUCUCUUAACAGAGAGUGGGCAGAGAAAGGAUGCGACUUACUUGAUGCUGGUCACAUCAAAUUCAGAGAUCUCGAGAUUGAAUUGAAGAAAACCUAUCAAACUCGAAAGAUGUUCAACUCAGGAAGACAGCAAUCUAGUCGUGUAGUGGAUACAUCAGAAGCGAGCCAUGGAAGACGUACCGGCCGUUGGCAGACCUGUAGCAAGAAUCGAUGCAUUGGCCGAGAUCACCCGACAAAGCCACACGAUCCAUCUGAAUGUUAUCAUCAUCCCAAUAACUCCAGUAAGAUGGAAGCUUGGAAGAAAUCCAAACGUGACGCUGGAGAAUGGGUGGAGUAUCCUCGUGGAAGUCGUGGUAGCUCAAGAGGUCGCGGAAGAGGUGGCGCUCACUUUGCUGGUGGAUUCUCCCGACACAUCGUUGUACAAGAACAGACAUAUGAGUCAGACGAUGAUAACGACAUUGUUGAGGAGAGUCUCACUCCCCAGAUCGUUACCAAACCUGUUUUAACCCAAGAAAAGCCAAUUCAGGAAUCAAAUAAGACUCCGACAAGCCCUGAUGCUGAUAGUCCCCCGUCUCAGCCCCAACAAGCGUCAAGACCAGAACCCCGAAGAUCUAAUCGAGAUCGUCAACAAGUGAAUUGA